UUUGGGGCUGAGCAGGCAGAGCAGGAAGCACUUCCCUCCUGGAGCAGGUGGGAGGCACUGAAGGAGAGUUAAGACUGCAAAAGUAGUGCGCGUUGGUGGUGUUGGUGAUGCCGAGGGCACGGAGGGUACAGGAGGGGUGACACUGCACAGUGGUUAAAACAGUGCAGAGGGUUUGGCUGACCCGUUAUUUCUUUCACAGCCAAGAUGCCAGUGGCAAGAAUGCGCAUGAGGCCCUGGUUGGAAAUGCAGAUUGAUUCCAAUCAAAUACCAGGACUGAUAUGGAUUAACAAGGAUAAGAGGAUAUUUCAGAUCCCAUGGAAACAUGCAGCUAAGCACGGCUGGGACAUGGAGAAGGAUGCCUGCCUUUUCCGGAGCUGGGCCAUUCACACAGGAAGAUAUAAAGAAGGUGAGAAAGAUCCUGAUCCAAAAACCUGGAAGGCAAACUUCCGCUGUGCCAUGAAUUCCCUGCCUGACAUCGAAGAAGUGAAGGAUAAAAGCAUCAACAAAGGCUCCAGUGCUGUCAGAGUUUACAGGAUGCUGCCACCCUUGACAAAGCAUCAGAAGAAAGAAAGGAAGUCAAAGUCUUCAAGAGAAGUCAGAAACAGGAGCAAGAGAAAGUUCUGUGAAGAGGAGAGGCUGGAGGAGUCAGCAGAAAGGUUCCCCAACACCCCCCUGCCAGAUGACCACAGCGGCUACACCAUGCACGAGUACACAGGGCAGGAAGUGGAGAUGGAGAGCACGUCCAUGACCCUGGACCUGUCCUCCUGCGAGGUGAGUGGCUCCCUGCCCGACUGGAGGCCGGCCCUGGACGUGCCCAUGGCUGACAGCACCAACGACCUCUACCAGCUCCAGGUGUCCCCCCUGGCCUCGUCCUCUGAAGUCACAGAUGAAGAUGAAGAGGAAAUAAACCCAGAUAUUUUUAAGCUGCUUGUACCAGCCCAAGACUGGCACAACACCAGCAUUGGUGGGAAGGGCUUUCUCACCAACGAGUCGGGCACCCAGACCAUGUGCAGCACCUACAGCUACAAGGAGCAGGACGGGGAGAUCGACACCACCUCAGGAGAGGCAGAUUUCAGGUUCCUUGACCAGAAAAGCAGCCUAGACUUCUCCUGGCUGGAUACAGUGAGGCCUGUCAUUCACUGUGGCUUGUAAACCCCUGGAUCCUCCCACCACAAACUGCUCCUGGAUAGAAACUUUGACAAGACUGGAGAGAAUGGAAGAAACAUCUUGUUACUGACCGAUGAAAGUAAAGUAGCUUUUUGAUUCCGUUUUAGCUUUGGGCCUGGAAAGGUUCCCAUGAACAGCUCCAUUGUCAAUCCAAGGAACCCUCUCUCACCAGCAGGACUCUGGCACUGGGGAGGCACCUGGUCCCUGCAGAGGGGAAGCUUCUGCUGGCAGGUGUCAGUGUGCCAUGAGCCCAGCCUGGUGGGUCCACAGGCCUGGGGAGCAGGUUACCACCCUCCCCACGUGGGAUGUGAUGAGCACUUUACCCACAGAGUGCCUGGGGGAGACACUGCAGAGUCUCUUACCUGUUAGUUUUGGUUGCUGCUUUACCUGUGCAACACUGGUGACACUGAGCAAAAUGACUCUCAUUACUCUUAGUCAGGAAAAUUGCACUAAUGGGCCCUCUCUUCUUUGAUUUACUCCAUCAUAUAGUACAUCUUUCAGAUCUUUCAAACUCUGUACAUAGUUUAGACAAUAAAAUGUGAAAAUUCAGUUUAGGUUUUGCUUCCAGCUAGUCUGUUCCCCAAGUGCACUCCCAGGGUGCCCUCUGCUGUAGCCAUGCCCCAUCCAUUUCCAUGGAAGAGUUGAAGAGCUGCUGCACGAAACAAUUUUGCACUGAGAAGGGCAGAGCUCUUUGCUUUUAUCAUGCCUUCCCUAGAUCCCUCCUGGCACUCUCCAGGGAUCCCUCCAGCACAGCACCCAAGCCAUAACAUCCUACAGCCCCCCUGGACCAGCCUGUGCGGGGAAGUGCAGGAUGGAUGAGGCUCUGGUUUGUGUGUAAUACACGGGAACCAAAUCACUAAGCUGUAACAGACUAUUUUCUUGUACAUUUUAUUUUUGUAUAUAAAGUGUUGUAUAUUUGUUUUAAUAAAAUG
Manacus vitellinus (golden-collared manakin) is the source of this 2099-nucleotide messenger RNA. RefSeq names its product interferon regulatory factor 1 (gene IRF1). Gene Ontology annotation, cellular component: nucleus. The record is from RefSeq and is a predicted model, not a curated record. Bases 205 to 1152 code for a protein of 315 amino acids. NCBI's taxonomy places the organism in Eukaryota, Metazoa, Chordata, Aves, Passeriformes, Pipridae. The transcript has 9 exons. Gene Ontology annotation, molecular function: DNA-binding transcription factor activity, RNA polymerase II-specific; RNA polymerase II cis-regulatory region sequence-specific DNA binding. Gene Ontology annotation, biological process: immune system process; regulation of transcription by RNA polymerase II.